Molecule: messenger RNA, 294 nt
Organism: Sparassis crispa
Lineage: Eukaryota; Fungi; Basidiomycota; Agaricomycetes; Polyporales; Sparassidaceae
Exons: 1
Coding region: 1-294 (97 amino acids)
Molecular function (GO): nucleic acid binding; RNA-DNA hybrid ribonuclease activity
Source: RefSeq, a predicted model, not a curated record
AUGCUGUACCAUUUCGACACAGCAUUCCUCAAUGCUAACCCAGAGAACACAGUAGACAUCGCAUGGACCCCCGGCCACAAGGGCAUCAUAGGUAAUGAACUUACUGGCAAACUCACCAAACAGGCGACUGAGAUCCCUGGGGGCCCAACUAAGGUCACACACGCUCACGCCCUUCGCCGCGCAAACGAAAAGGCCUUCGAAAAAUGGACCGCCAAGUGGAAACGCACCGACUGGUCCUUUCGCAAGCGUGGACCGUUUACCCCCGCAGACUCACGCACGCAAGCCGUUUAUUGA